AUGUUUUAUAAGUAUGCUUGGGACCCCAAGCUUAUAAUUGGACAGAUAAUAUCAGUACAAUGCUUAUAUUAUGUAUUCUUAGCAGGAUCAUUAUAUAUACUAGACUCUAUAUUCUUGUCUGCACUAUCACUGGAACAGAUAUUCUCAUACCAUGCACUACAUAUACAUAAUCAAGCUGGUUGGGUUGUAACAAUAUCAUUCUUUCUAAAUGCCUUAUUAGGUGCAGUUUGUUUAAAGUAUAUAGUUGAACGAUCAAAGAAAUGCUUGGAUCAUGCUGCAACAGUGACGAUUAUACAUUUGGUGAUGGUCUCGAUAUUCAGUGGAUUCCCUUCGACGGCAUCAUGGUGGAUCAUUCAGAUUAUAUGUAUGAUAGUGAUGGCAAUACUCGGUGAAUACCUUUGUAUGCGAAAGGAAUUGAUGGAUAUACCAUUGGCCCGAGCCAAAGAGUUGGACUCUACGCCCAUACUACUGAGGCCGCCCAUCACCUCCAUUCAAUCAUCGUCAUCCUCACACUCGACGCCUCAAUCCAAUUCACCAUCUCCUCUAUCUGGCAGUAAUCAAUCAGUUCUAAUAUUAGAGGAAUAUGACUCUGAUGGCGAGGAUAAUGUC
This is a messenger RNA of Acytostelium subglobosum LB1, 609 nucleotides long. RefSeq lists its product as hypothetical. The annotation marks the transcript as partial. Gene Ontology annotation, cellular component: trans-Golgi network; Golgi membrane. Lineage: Eukaryota; Evosea; Eumycetozoa; Acytosteliales; Acytosteliaceae. Gene Ontology annotation, biological process: protein localization to Golgi apparatus; Golgi to plasma membrane protein transport; Golgi to endosome transport. The record is from RefSeq and is a predicted model, not a curated record. The transcript is spliced from 2 exons.